AGAGCAAUACAUUAUCGAUAUUCUAAAAAUUCCAAAAAUGUCCAAAUUUCGAUACACCUGCUGUUAAUCCUUCCACGGGUAAUGUCAUUAUUUUUUCCCGUCAACUAAAUUUAUUCGUAUGAAUAAUAUGAAAAUGUUUUUGCAUUGGGUCAAGUUUCCAACUUGCGAGAUUUUUCAGUAUCGUUCGAUAGAUCGAUUAUUUCGAUAUGCGCAUUUACGCGCGCAAAUAGUUUGCAGUUGUUUUGUGUCAUUUCUGUGUUUUUAGUUGGAAUUCAAGUGCUCAAGAUAAAAAAUAUUAUGGAUCUACGUUCAACGCGAAUAAUUAUAAGCUACGAGUUUUUCAUAUCGGAAAACAUAACGCCCAAAGCGAUCCGGCCAAGAUUAGGCUUCUUACGAGCAAGAAACUCGACGGAUGAUAAUCGGUGGGGAUGCGAGAACAGGAGUUGACAAUAUACUCUUCUUGAAACCAAUUAAACGUCGAAAAGAAUACCUUUGCACUUCGGCACGUCUGAUUCUCGAGAUUUUGAGCUUCAGGCGUCGAUGAAACGACAGGAAAACUUGGAAAGACCAAAAGGUAAGUGACAAAGAAUUGUUUCCUUUGGUCGCAACACGUACGAACACGGUUAGGCCAGCUUUAGCAGCUGAGGGCGCUGUGAUUGAUCAUCGCUUACAUUUUAUCAGGAUGAGAAACCUAUCUCUCAAAACUUAUCUUUUAGUUUUUAUUUAUUUUUAUUUUAUUUCAAAUUUUAUUUAAUUUUUAAGAUUUACCGAAUUUGUGUAUGCAUUUUUAUUAUUAUUUAACGCUCUCGUAUUACGUAUACUUCUUUUGGGAAAGCAUAAUUAUAGGGGGAGGCACCUCCCACUAUAUGUUUUCCAUAAAAAUUUUUAAAUUUUCAAGUUCCUAAUUUGCUAAAGUUCUAAAUUUAAGAAAUUAAGAAUCAAAAAACUAAAUAAAGGUAGCAAUUCUGACUAAACAGUUUUAUAAAUAACUCUUCGAACAAUGUUGUAAUUUUAACCUCGUAAAAAUUAUUAAAUAAAAUAAAUAAUCACUCUUAUGUUAGAGUGUAGAAAUAAAAUUGAAUAAUGUUACAACGAAAGUGAUAAUCUAGUAACGAAAAGGAAAAUGGGGGGUAACAUAUAGAAGUCCCUAGAUUUAUCCCCACUCUGCUGUAUAUAGUAUUCGAUAGGUGUAUUGCAGAACGCAAUAAAAUUGACAUUUGUCUUUUUGUUCUCACGUGGAUGAGGCAGUUCUCUCCUGAGACAACAUUCAUUUCCUAAUAUAGAAAUCUAGGACACGGUGAACAAAGAAAUAACGUUAUCAUGGUUCGGGUAAUUAGUCAGCAAACCUACGAUGAGGUUGUUAACGAAAAUAUCGAACAAUUUUCGAUGUCUCCCGAGGAAGCUAUCGAAGAUGCCGUAAAACAAUUCGAAGCUCAGGGCAUAGACUUGAGCAACAUCAUUAAAGAUUUAAUCAUUAGCGAUGAUAGUGGUUUAAUAUUAUCUUAUCUGAAUGAAAUUAAUAUGGCAAUCGAGGAUCGGAAUUUUGAUAAUGUUUCUCAUGUGUUAGACAAAUUGAGAAAUGAAUUAGACAAAGAUAUUUCACGUAGAGUAUAUGCAGGAAAAAAUGGAGCAUAUGAUACUUUAAUAAAAUUAAUGAAAACUUGUUCUAAUAAUAGCACUGUAACAAGGUCAGCAUUGAAAACUAUUACUUCAUUGAUGACUGGUAAUCCAGACUUACUAAAUGACGAAGGAAUAGCUUUACAAAUGCUCAUUUUAGACAAGUAUACAGACAUUCCAACAUUGCAAUGCCUUUUACGUUGGAUAAGAGAAUGUUGUAUCAAACAUGAGCUAAACAGGCAAGGUAUUUUUAAUGCCGACAUUUUUAACAAGCUCAAGAAAAUAUUAGUUCAAGAUAAUGCAAGUGCAUCAGAAAUACGUGAUGCUUGUGCCGUGAUUAGAGCUCUGGUAUUAGAUGAUGAUAUUAGACACGAAUAUGGAAAAGCUCAUGAGCAUGCAAAUGUUAUAGCGAAAGGAGCUCUCAGUGUACUUACUAGUUUAAUGCCAAAAUUUAAGAAGGAUAAAGCAAUUGUAGGAGAUUUAAUGAUAACUUUGGCUGCUCUUAUUGUAAGAAAUGAGUUUUGUCAAGAGGUAGAGAAUGCAGGAGGAUUGAAAUUUGUAGUAGAUGUUAUGAUCGAUUACCCAGACUCUGAGAAAUUAAAUUGGCAAGCUUUAAAGUUUCUGAAAGCUCUAGCAGGAAACGACGAUGUGAAGUCUCAGAUUGUAACAUCAGGCUGUGGUCCUUUAAUUGUUUCUGCCAUUAGUAGACUCAAAGGCUCUGAGUGUGUAGUGACAGCUGGACUUGCAUGUAUUUCCGCAUUAACACUAAGGUGUCCCUCAAAUGCUGGUGUGUUUUAUGAUUGUGGAGCAGCGCUUGUAAUAAUAGAUGCAAUGAAAUUUUACCCUAAAAGCGUGAAUGUUUUGAAACAAGCUGCUUGGGCCAUCAGAAAUAUGUCGGUAAGAAACAAGGCUGAGUGUAAUGAAUUUAUUGCUCAUGGCGUAGAAGAUGUCUUGGGAAAUGCCCUACAACAACAUGGCUCGAAAAUUGAGAGCGACGUGAAGGCAGCGUUAAGGGAUCUUGGAUUAAAGGUAGAAUUGAAAGAGAGAUGGACCGGAAAAGGUGGAUCUUUGAACAACCCGGUCGAUUAAUUGCCAUGACGCUCAUUUGAAAAUGUUCCAGACACUUUUAUAUGUUUCGUUUACGACGAAUAAAUUGUCGAAAAAUAAUAACUUAUAUAGUAUUUUUUCCUUUUUGUAGUACAUUGUAAUAUUUAUAUGAAUAUA
Messenger RNA from Megachile rotundata (alfalfa leafcutting bee), 2841 nucleotides. RefSeq names its product armadillo repeat-containing protein 6 homolog. Lineage: Eukaryota; Metazoa; Arthropoda; Insecta; Hymenoptera; Megachilidae. The record is from RefSeq and is a predicted model, not a curated record. Gene Ontology annotation, biological process: hematopoietic progenitor cell differentiation. Gene Ontology annotation, molecular function: protein binding.